Molecule: messenger RNA, 1059 nt
Organism: Mixia osmundae IAM 14324
Lineage: Eukaryota; Fungi; Basidiomycota; Mixiomycetes; Mixiales; Mixiaceae
Exons: 1
Coding region: 1-1059 (352 amino acids)
Biological process (GO): S-methylmethionine cycle
Molecular function (GO): S-adenosylmethionine-homocysteine S-methyltransferase activity
Source: RefSeq, a predicted model, not a curated record
AUGACGACCCUGCUCGAGGCAGCGCUCGGCAGCCGUACAGGCCCACUGUUGCUCGAUGGUGGCAUGUCCACUACGCUCGAAGACGAGCUAGGCGCGAGCACCGAUCACCCUCUCUGGUCGUCUCAUUUGCUUUCUGAUGCCAAAGGGCGCCAGCAGAUCCAGAAAGUCCAUCAGAUGUUUCACGAUGCCGGUUCAGACAUCAUACAGACCAAUACAUACCAGAUGGACGAGUCGUUGUGCGAGGCAAAUGGGCUGAGCGCGACAGAGCUCGUCUCGAAUGCCAUUGCACUUGCACGCUCCGUGAAGGGCUCGCCUCUCGUUGCGCUCUCACUCGGUCCAUACGGUGCAUUGACGAGCCCCGGCAGCGAGUACAGUGGUCACUAUACUGGCCCCUAUGGCCCCUUCGAGUCGUCUCUCCCGGACAGUAGAGUCGAUCCGAGCUCAACGCUUCCACCAGCUUCAGAUGCAGAGUGCUACGAAGAUGCAUUGACUGAUUUUCACACCAAGCGCUUGCGCACCUUCUUGGCGAGCGAAAAGCCGGAUCUGCUUGCCUUUGAGACAGUGCCCCUGCUAACAGAAGUUCGAGCUAUCCGACGCGCCGUCAGGCUUUGCCAGACUGAAUUGCCUUACUGGAUCUCAUUCGUUCUGCCGGACGGUAUCUGUCCGCAAUCUACACAUCCCACUAUUGAUGCCAAACGCUGCACACUCGAAGCUCUGACGCUUGCCGCCUUGCAAGGUGAACAGCCGCCUGUCGCGAUUGGCAUCAAUUGCACCCAUCCAAGCCUCAUCGCAUCCAAUGUCAUACGUAUGGCUCGUACAGUCUCGUCGCAUAAGCUGAGCAUACCUUGGCUUGUCUUGUAUCCUGAUGGCGGCUUGACGUAUGAUACUGUGACCAAGAGCUGGCACGCGAGAGAAGCUCAGCAAAGUGACAGGAGUUGGGCAGACGCACUCCUUGACGCUGCUUCCACAGGCGAUCGUGCAUUUGCUGGCUACAUUCUGGGUGGCUGCUGCAAAUCGACACCUAGCUACAUAGCCGCGCUCAGAAGCAUCUCUGGCUAG